UCUUACUGCUUGAUUGACAAUGCUGCAGUAGGCGCAUAACGUGGCUUUGUUAUUUUUUUUUGGCUUUCACACUCCCCCCCACCUUAAGAGACCAGAUCAUCAACACUCUCCCGUCAGCUAUUUACCCCCAUUGACACGUCAUGGCGUCGGCACUCUUCUUCCUCGACCUCAAGGGCAAGACCCUUCUGGCCCGCAAUUAUCGCGGAGAUAUUCCCAUGUCCGCAGUCGAGAAAUUCCCUAUCCUCCUCAGUGAUGCCGAAGAAGAAAGCUCAGCAGUGCCUCCCUGCUUCUCUCACGAGGGAAUCAACUACCUUUAUAUCCGUCACAGCAACCUCUAUAUCCUCGCAUUAACCAAACGAAACACAAAUGCCACCGAAAUUCUACUCUUCCUCCACAAGCUGGUGGAGGUCUUCACCGAAUAUUUCAAGGUACUGGAGGAGGAGAGUAUCCGGGAUAACUUCGUCGUUAUUUACGAAUUGCUGGAUGAGAUGAUGGAUUUUGGAUACCCACAGACAACAGAGAGCAAGAUUCUACAAGAAUACAUCACUCAAGAGUCACACAAGUUGGAUGUCCAAGCACGGCCACCAAUCGCCGUCACAAAUGCUGUCUCCUGGCGUAGCGAGGGGAUACGCUACCGCAAAAAUGAAGUCUUCCUCGACGUGGUCGAGUCCCUCAAUCUUCUCGUCUCGGCAAAUGGAAACGUCCUGCGGUCUGAGAUUCUGGGCGCUGUCAAGAUGAAGUGCUACCUGAGUGGUAUGCCAGAGUUGCGAUUGGGCUUGAACGACAAAGCCAUGUUCGAGACCACAGGUCGUGCUACACGAGGCAAGUCGGUCGAGAUGGAGGACGUGAAGUUCCACCAGUGUGUCCGACUCUCACGUUUCGAGAAUGACCGCACAAUCAGUUUCAUCCCUCCGGAUGGUGAAUUUGAGCUUAUGAGCUACCGACUGAACACACAAGUGAAGCCGUUGAUCUGGGUAGAAUGCGUGGUUGAAUCGCACUCGGGAUCCCGAAUUGAAUAUAUGCUCAAGGCCAAAGCCCAAUUCAAACGCCGCAGCACCGCCAACAACGUCGAGAUUCUCGUCCCCGUCCCCGAAGACGCAGACUCCCCACGCUUCCGCACAAAUAUCGGAACCGUGCACUAUGCCCCCGAGAAGUCAGCCAUCAUCUGGAAGAUCAAGCAGUUCGGCGGCGGCAAGGAAUUCCUCAUGCGCGCAGAGCUCGGUCUACCAUCCGUUAAGGGCGACGACGAGCGCGGCGGCGGUAUGACCGGUGGAUUCGGAGGUAGCAUGGGCGGAGCCGGAGGCGUAGGCAAAGCCAAACGGCCCAUCAACGUCAAGUUCGAGAUCCCCUAUUUCACGACCAGUGGUAUCCAAGUGCGAUAUUUGAAGAUCACCGAACCGAAGCUGCAAUACCCCUCGCUCCCCUGGGUGCGAUACAUCACACAGUCGGGCGACAUUGCCAUGCGCAUGCCAGAAAUUCAAUGAAAAAUAUUCGACCUCUCUGGAUGAUUUGACUUUGUACAGCCCCGUUCCCCUUCUUGUCCUCGUUAUCUUUUUUUCGCUCCCACCCUUUU
Molecule: messenger RNA, 1573 nt
Organism: Penicillium crustosum
Lineage: Eukaryota; Fungi; Ascomycota; Eurotiomycetes; Eurotiales; Aspergillaceae
Product: AP-1 complex subunit mu
Exons: 6
Coding region: 141-1484 (447 amino acids)
Biological process (GO): vesicle-mediated transport; intracellular protein transport
Cellular component (GO): clathrin adaptor complex; clathrin-coated vesicle
Molecular function (GO): clathrin-cargo adaptor activity
Source: RefSeq, a predicted model, not a curated record